AUGGGUCAGAGAAUAAAAGAUAUUAACACAAGGCUAGAUGAUAUUUCCACUGAGAUGAAAAAGUAUCACUUCAUUUCUACCCCUCAUGUUUACACUUAUGAUCAUAAUAGUGUGCAAAGAAACCUCCAGAUUGCAUCCUUGGUAAAUGAAUCAAGUGUCCUAGGAAGAGAUAAUGAUAAGUCAAUCAUAAUAAACAUGUUAACUGCAGUCCAGGAAUCAUCAACAUCAUCGUCAUUAAAUUUUUCUGUCCUCUCCAUAGUGGGAAUGGGUGGGUUAGGAAAAACUACACUUGCGCAGUUGGUCUACAGAGACGCCUCGGUAAAGAGCUCCUUUGAUAAAAGGGCUUGGGUCUUUGUGUCUGAUGAUUUUAACAUCCAAAAAAUAUUUAAAAGCAUAAUUGAGUCAUUUACCAGUAGGAAGUGUGCUAAUCUCUCAAAUGUGGAAGUCUUGGUUGAUAAAGUUCGAGAAGAGUUGAGUAAUAAAAAAUAUUUACUAAUUCUCGAUGAUCUGUGGAGUGAAAAUACGGAAGACUGGGAUACACUUCAAGAUUUACUAAGUUUGGGUGCUCAAGGGAGUAGAGUCUUGGUCACUACACGUAGUAAAAAUGUUGCGACUGUUGUCGGAGGUGCUGUCCAACCAUACAUGUUAAAAAACUUACCUCAUAAAGUUUGUUGGUCUAUCAUCAAGACCAAAGCAUUUUCUCCAGGUGGAGCAUCAGAAACUCCAACCAUGACAUGUAUAGGAGUGAAAAUUGCAGAAAGAUGUGGUGGUUCACCACUAGCUGCAAAAGUUCUCGAUUGGGAGAUCGAUAGGAAAGAUUUAGUUCGGCUGUGGAUGGCUGAAGGGUUCCUUCAUCUAUCUCAUGGUGCAAGUCAGAUAUCACUAGAAGAUGUCGGUGAUGAUUAUUUUCAUAGUUUGCUGGCCAAUUCGUUCUUUCAAGAUGUGAAAUUAGAUGAGAUAGGCGACUUCGAGACGUGCAAGAUGCAUGAUUUGGUACAUGAUCUUGCUCAGAGUGUCAGCGGUGUUCAUGAUAUCAAGAUUAUCAAUUCUAGUGAAAUGGAUUCAAUUUCUAGACAUCGGCGCUUGUCGUUAAAUUUAAAUUUAGACAAGCAAACAUUAGAUGCAUUUUCAAAAGUCUUGAAAAAGUCAAAACGUCUGAGGUGCAUUUAUUCUCUUAGAAAAUGUGAUUUAGGAGAACAUUUACUUUAUGGCAAGAAUCUGCGGGUAGCUUCUUGGCUCAGAUAUUUCCAUGGUCAUUCUUCCAGAGGAGUUCAUUCUUCUAUAGUUGAGCAUAAGCAUUUGAGGUACCUUGACCUGUCUUGUUGUAGUUUUGAUGAAGGAAAAGAUGUGUCCAUCAAUCAACUUUACAAUUUACAGACGUUAGUACUUAAUAGAUGCAGAAAUGUUAAUAGGACUCUUGUAGGCAUAGGGUCUCUGAAGAUUUUAAGGCACCUAGAUCUCUCGUAUUCGGAUGUUAAAGUGCUUGAUGAUUCUGUCGUUCAGCUUACUAAUUUGCAGACAUUGGAUCUAAGUUUCUGCAGCAAAUUAGUAUUCUUACCCCAAAAUAUUGGGUCUUUGAGAGAUCUAAGAGAGUUGGAAUUCAAAUACUGUUGGAAUUUAAAAGUUUUACCCAGAGAAUUUGAAAAAUUGACCCGAUUGAGAUGCCUAAAUUUGUCAAAAACUAAGAUUGAAGAAGUAUUAUGCAUCAACAACCUUUGCAAUUUGGAGUUACUCGAUUUUGGAAGGAACUGUAAGCUUCCCAGAGAAAUAAAAAUUUGCCAAAAUUGA
Messenger RNA from Papaver somniferum (opium poppy), 1788 nucleotides. Its product is annotated as putative disease resistance protein RGA3. Gene Ontology annotation, biological process: defense response to other organism. The record is from RefSeq and is a predicted model, not a curated record. Gene Ontology annotation, molecular function: protein binding; ADP binding. The coding region runs from base 1 to 1788 and encodes 595 amino acids. NCBI's taxonomy places the organism in Eukaryota, Viridiplantae, Streptophyta, Magnoliopsida, Ranunculales, Papaveraceae. The transcript is spliced from 2 exons.